Molecule: messenger RNA, 3366 nt
Organism: Osmerus eperlanus (European smelt)
Lineage: Eukaryota; Metazoa; Chordata; Actinopteri; Osmeriformes; Osmeridae
Product: nuclear factor 7, ovary-like
Exons: 6
Coding region: 214-1626 (470 amino acids)
Biological process (GO): protein ubiquitination
Cellular component (GO): cytoplasm
Molecular function (GO): zinc ion binding; protein binding; ubiquitin protein ligase activity
Source: RefSeq, a predicted model, not a curated record
GAGAUCCACCUUUCUGCUCUGAGAAAAAACUGGACACAACUCACAACUCACACUGAGAAGAGAGAUCCUGCCUUUACACAACUACAGGAGGAAAUACUUUAAUUUACAGAGACUUUAACUAGCUUCUGACUGGAUCAGUACGUUUUAAACACUUUGACACCAAAGUGAAAGUAAACUUCAGAUCACGGCAGGAGGGUGUGACUGGGUCAGAAAAUGGCAUCCAGCUCGUCUCUCCCAGAGGAGGAUCUCUCCUGUCCUGUGUGCUGUGACAUCUUUAAAGAUCCUGUCCUGCUGUCAUGUAGCCACAGCUUCUGUAAAGCCUGUCUGCAGGAAUACUGGAAGGGGAAUAAAGAAAAGAAUUGUCCAGUUUGCAGAAGAAAGUCAUCAAGGGAUUCCCCUCCCCUCAGCCUGGCUCUGAAGAACCUGUGUGAGUCCUUCUUACAGGAGAGACGUCAGAGAGCUUCAGCAGGGUCUGAGGUGCUCUGCAGUCUGCACAGUGAGAAACUCAAGCUCUACUGUCUGGAUGAUAAACAGACAGUGUGUGUGGUGUGUCGGGACUCUAAACUACACUCCAACCACAGAUUCAGACCCAUCGAUGAAGCUGCACAGGGUCUCAAGGAGGAACUCCAGCCUGCUCUGAAGUCCUUACAGGAGAAGCUGAAGAUCUUUAAUGAAGUUAAACAAACCUGCGAUCAAACAGCAAAUCACAUUAAGGUCCAGACCAAGCACACAGAGAGACAAAUUAUGAAGAGGUUUUAUAAGCUUCACCAGUUUCUACAAGAGGAACAGGAUGCCAGAAUAGCUGCAGUGAGGAAGGAGGAGAAGCAGAAGAGUCAGGUGAUGAAGGAGAAGAUUGAGGGGCUGAACAAAGAGAUAUCAACACUUUCACACACAAUCAGAGCCAUAGAGGAGGAGCUGAGAGCUGAAGACAUCUCAUUCCUGCAGAACUACAAGGACACAGUGAAAAGAGCCCAGUCCACUCUGCCGGAUCCACAGCUGGUCUCAGGAGCGCUGAUAGACAUGGCCAAACACCUGGGCAACCUGACCUUCAGAGUCUGGGAGAAGAUGCAGGACAUUGUCACAUACACUCCUGUGACUCUGGACCCCAACACUGCCCAUCCAGACCUCAUCCUGUCUGAGGAUCUGACCAGUGUGAGAUACAGUCAGAAGAGACAGCAGCUUCCUGACAACCCAGAGAGGUUUGAUUACUAUGGAUGGGUCCUGGGCUGUGAGGGCUUUAACUCAGGGACACACAGCUGGGAUGUUGAGGUUGGAGACAGUACAGUCUGGGACCUGGGUGUGUUAACAGAGUCUGUCCAGAGGAAGGGAAUCUUACAGGGUGGACACUGGGGAAUCUGGUUCGAUGAUGAUGAAUACACAAUAUCCUCACAGGGAUCACUCACUGUUCUCACAGUGAGACAGAAAGCCCAGAGGAUCAGAGUGCAGCUGGACUGGGACAGAGGAAAGUUGUCAUUCUCUGACCCUGAAAAAAACACACACGUACACACAUUCACACACACCUUCACUGAGAGAGUCUUUCCAUACAUUGCAAAUGACUGCACUCUCCACCCUCUGAGGAUCUUACCAGUGAAGGCCUCUGUAACAGUAGAACAGCACAGUCACUAGAGCUGAUACCACCUCUAUCUGGAACAGUAGAACAGCACAUUUGUGUGUUUACAACCUUCCUGUCAUGAAGGAAAACAACCUCUAACAUGAGCAUCCAGGUACAAAGAAGAAAGAUCAGCAGGAGUGAUUAUAUUUUAAGGAAGAAUGGUGCUCUUCAUGUAUGACAGUGUCUGAAUCAGAAGUCAUUUAGCCUUGCUGAAAAAAAAAUAUAUAUAACGCCUGUUUAGGCUGUAAUGUGCAUGUACACUAUGACAACACAUUUUCUACAAAUAUUUGCCAAAUCAAAUGCUUAGUCAGCGUACUUAAUUGUGAUACUUGUUUACUGUUGAACAUGAAUGUUGACUGUACUAAGCUUUAGUUUCUUUGUGAGCUCAUAACAUAUUAUAAUCUAUGAAAUGAUGUGAUAGUUGACACUGUUGGUCAUCUCUCACCUUCUCCUGAGUUUGAUUUAAAAAAGUCACUGUUUUACCACUAGAGGGAGAAAGAGGACAGCAGAUUGUUCCUCCAGUUGACUCUUUCAACCCAGUUUAGACACAGUACAACUCUUCACUGUUUAUCAAGCAUCACAUUCCAAACUCUGAAGGGUGGACAUGUUCAAAUAACUUAAUUACUACUUACAAAAAUCCCAACAUUAGAAGUCAUCAGUAUAAAAACACAUGAUCAAAUGUAGAGAUGCGGACACAUAUCAACAGCUGGUGAUCAGCUGGGAGGGUGGGGACAGGAGUGGGGCUCCGUCCUAAAACAGCUGUCCUCUACACCCAGACUCUACUGUCCUCUACACCCAGACUCCACUGUCCUCUACACCCAGACUCCACUGUCCUCUACACCCAGACUCCACUGUCCUCUACACCCAGACUGCACUGUCCUCUACACCCAGACUGCACUGUCCUCUACACCCAGACUGCACUGUCCUCUACACCCAGACUGCACUGUCCUCUACACCCAGACUGCACUGUCCUCUACACCCAGACUGCACUGUCCUCUACACCCAGACUCCACUGGAGGACCACGGUGGAGGGGGGAGGGGGUACUGGGGGAUGGAGGACUGGGCUCUGGUAGAGAGACUCAGAGGACAGGGUGGAGCUAGAAGCUCCCUGUAGCAGAUGUGUAGAAUGUCAGCCUUCUGGACACUGGCCAUUCAUUUGAAGUUAUACUUGGCCAAGAAAAGUCAGCUCUCUUGACAUUUGUUAUUCAUUCAAUAUUCCAUCUCGACAAAAUGUUAGCCUUCUGGACACUUUUUGUAGGUUUUCUAAAAUGUCUGCCUGGUGCGUUGUGAAAUGUUGGUCUGGUGACCUGUGAGGUUCAACUUAAAGGGAACAACAGUGAGAGAAUGUAUGUCUGUCCACUCCAGACUCCUCCAUGACUGGAGCAGGAGGGAGAGGCUGGCUGGUAUCCACUGGUGUAGGGCCAGCCUCCUCUCAUUGCAGUCCAGUAUUAAUCACUGGGAGGAGCUGGAGAUCUGAUCCUGUAUCAGAAGCUGGGAACUACUUUUACUCAUGUCAGGUGACAGGUCAUCUGUAACAGUUGUCAUUCCGUCUGGUGGUGGAAUAACCACACUCCAUCUGCCAUUCAUCUAGCUGACACACACACACAAACACGUACUCAUACACACAGACACACACACACAUACACACACCUCUGUAUUUUGUGAACAGAGAUGAGAUUGUUCAGAGACCAGACUGUCACUCAAGUCCUCCUUUCUCUUCUGUUCAGUUCAAUAAAGAUUCAUUGGAUUCAGUA